CAGCAAUAGGCUGUGCGGACACCGUGGAGUGGAGUCGAGGAAGAAAAGCGGAGAGGUCACAUGGAGAGAUGCAGCCAGCAGGAGCUGCUCCGCCGCUAAUCACAGCCGUAGCCAGCUAGCCGCCACACGCUAACCGGGCUAGCCGCGCGUCUCGCUCCACAUUCGGCCACUCGGACCGUGUUUCAGGGGAAAAAAACCCACCAAGGGGAGUCGGUAUCACGGGCACUCGCAGCUCUCCGGGCCGCCUCCCGCACCCCUCCCCGGCUGGAUAUCCGUGCUACCCAGCGAUAGCUCACCGUGCCUCGGCUAGCGGCGGGCUAGCCAGCGAGCUAGCUGGCUGCUAACGUCGCUGACGGCGCUGAGCCGCGGUAACGUGCGUCAUGGAGGACCUGGUGGUGGAGGUGCGGGGCACCAGCGGGGCUUUUUACAAGGCCUUCGUGAAGGAUGUUCAGGAGGGAUCAGUCACUGUGGCGUUCGAAAACAACUGGCAGCCGGAGCGGCAGAUCCCCUUCCAGGAUGUGCGCUUUCCUCCUCCGACCGGCUUCUGCAAGGAGAUAAACGAGAGCGACGAAGUAGAGGUGUACUCCAGGGCCAACGACAAGGAGCCGUGUGGAUGGUGGCUGGCCAAGGUUCGCAUGGUGAAAGGAGAGUUUUACGUCAUAGAGUACGCUGCGUGUGACGCGACGUUAAACGAGAUCGUGACUCUGGAGCGGUUACGGCCGGUCAACCCAAACAAACCAGCCACUAAAACCACCUUCGUCAAGAUCAGACUGGACGUACCCGAAGACCUACGGCAGAUGAGCUCGAAGGAAUCUGCACACAAAGACUUCAAGAAGGCGGUGGGAGCGUUCAGCGUGACCUACGACUCCGAGAAGAAGCAGCUGGUCAUUCUGUCGGUGAACGAGGUGACCACGAAGCGAGCCACCAUGAUGAGCGACAUGCACUUCAGGAGCCUCCGAACCAAACUGUCCCUGAUGCAGAGGAACGAGGAGGCCAGCAGACAGCUGGAGAGCUCCAGACAGCUCGCCUCGCGGUUCCACGAGCAGUUCGCCGUCCGGGACGACCUGAUGGGUCUGGCCAUCGGCACGCACGGCGCCAACAUCCAGCAGGCGCGGAAAGUUCCCGGAGUCACCAACAUCGACCUGGACGAAGAGACGUGCACCUUCCACAUAUACGGAGAGGACCAGGACGCCGUCCGCAUCGCCCGGAGUUACCUGGAGUUCUCAGAAGACGUCAUCAAAGUUCCGAGGAACCUCGUCGGGAAAGUCAUCGGGAAGAACGGCAAGCUGAUCCAGGAGGUGGUGGACAAGUCCGGCGUGGUGCGGGUCCGGAUCGAGCCCGAGAACGACAAGAAGACCCCGCCCCCCGCGGCGUCGGCGGCCUCGGACGAGGGAAUGGUGCCGUUUGUGUUUGUGGGGACGAAGGAGAGCAUCUCCAACGCCACGGUGCUGCUGGACUACCACCUCAACUACCUCAAGGAGGUGGACCAGCUGCGUCUGGAGCGGCUGCAGAUUGACGAGCAGCUCCGGCAGAUCGGGGGCGGCGGCGGCGGCGGAGGGGGGGGCACCGGGCCCCGGAACCCCAAAGACAAAACCUACGUGUUCGACAACGGCACGGGGCUGGGCGUGGGCCGGGGCGCCGGCGGAGGGGGCAAGCCCUACGUGGGAGGGGGCGGGCGAGGGGGGCGGGGCCGGAGAGGGGGAGGGGCCGGGGCCGCCUUCACCUCAGGCACCAACUCGGAGGCGUCCAACGCCUCGGAGACGGAGUCGGACCACCGGGACGAGCUGAGCGACUGGUCGCUGGCCCCCACCGAGGAGCUGAUGAGCGGCGGAGGGACGCUCCCCCGGAGGACGGACGGCAGGAAGCGGGGCGGCGGCGGCGGGCUGAGGGGCCGGGGGGGCCGCGGCAGAGGCGGAUACAAGAGCGACGACAUGCAGUGGAGCGAGCCGAGACCCCGGCACCUCCGAGACCCCAAGACACGAGCGCCGGAGGACACGCUCCAGAUCCGUGUGGACGGAAACAACGAGCGCAGCGUGCAGCACUCCUCAGGCGGCCGGGGAGGAGGCGCAGCAGGAGGAGGAGGAGGAGGACCGGGGCCUUCCUCCGCCCAGCAGGGGGGCGGCGGCGGCGGCAGCGAGGGCCCCGCCCGCCACCACCACCAGAGACCCCUGAGAGACCGAGGCGUGAAGAAGGACAAACAGGACGCUCCCGCACUGGUCAACGGAGUGUCGUAGAUACACCACUGGAGGACACACACACACACACACACUCACUCACACACACACACACACACACGCACACACACACAGGCAACUCAUCACCGCAUCGUAGAGUCUCCGGCUUUUUCUUUCUGUCUUAAUGAAGCAAGAGGCGAAGCGUUUCCUGCUUCCUCUCUGAGUCCAGAGGAGGAGGAGGAGAUCCUCUGUUUACGCCCCCCUCCCCCCCUCCCCCCUCCCCCUCCUCACACUCACUCUGGACGCACAGCUCUAGCAGGACACGCCUCCUUCACCAACGCCGGGGGAUCUGUUCACAUCCGACUUUCAAAUGAAAUCACCGUCUUCUCAGCUUGAAGGUGUGUGAGGACGUUGACACGGAGCUCGUCUCAGCAGGAGUCCUGUGGCGGGGGCGGGGCUUCAUGGCGACUGGACAGCGAGUGGAGGAACAUAAAUCUGAGGCACCGCCGUCAGGCAGGCGAGAGCGACGGUCCGCAGAGGGCUUCACAGCCGUCCGUCUGUCCUCGUCUGACAGGCUUCAGUCAUGAGUUUAAAUGUUUCUUGCUCCAUAUCACUUUCUAGAUGAAGGAAAACCUUCAGAACACACACUCCACCCAAACGUUCGUCUCUCACUGGUUCCCAGAGCGGAGGGAAGUUUUCAGAAGGGGACUUCCUCACACUCCUGAAGUGGAACGCUCAGUGGCUCAUGCUGAUUCCCGAUCAGUGAGGAUUUCUUCAUCAAUAAUCGCUUCUAAUCGUGUGUGGAUGAUCUGAGAAACCUUUGCCUGAUGGAGUUGCGGCGGCGGUUUCCUCUUCAGUUGGACGAAGCAGGUCGAUGAAUGGAUGAACUCACUCACCGCUGCGUCGCGCAGGAUCAGUCGCUCAUGGUCUCGUCUCUUGUCGAGUUUGAAGUUUCUCCUCACUGAAUGUUUCUUUUCUUGAAUUUUUCCUUCAGUCGGCUCCAUCUCGUGUAGAGAAACUGGACCUGGAACUCCGGUCUCUGUCCUGGUUUUGUGACGGAGCUGAGACCCAAACGCUCGGCGUCGCUUCAGGACCAUAAGAAGGCGUUUUCUAUCUUUGUGCCUUGGAUUUAUGUCCCUCCAUUUCUGUGAAUCUGGAUUUAAAAACAAAAAAACAAACCCAGUCAUCCACCCUUCCGCGAGCUCUUCAAGCAAAGCGUCCUCCGCCGCCGUGCGUGGCGUCCGGGACUUCUUCCAGAGCGGAGACACGGAGGAUCGGGCAGGACCGGGAUCUCCAGGAGGCUCCUGGCGUCCUGCGGUGGUUCCCGGUGGAGUUGGGGAUGGACGCCAGAGGAAACCGUCAACCAGAAGAUUCUCCGGGUUUCUCUGAGCAUCCGGCGGCUGCUGGAGCUCCUCGCCACCUCAGAACCUGCACUCCGCCUCCCGUCCGGCGCCACACCCUCAGGUCGGUCUUCAGUUUUUGGGAGCUAGUUUGUAAUUUGACACCAGCUUCAUGCCUUUUCGGCUUCCGUUUCAUGCUAUGAGUUAAAACUAUGGUAUCAUCUGCAGAGAGUAGACUCCCUUUAACUCCAGAUUGGAUUCACCGGGUCGGAGCUUCAGCCGCCCGGCGCCGCUCGGCGCCGCUCGGCCUCCAGAGCCGAAGCACCCGGCGAGAAGGCGUGGAAUGCUCAGAGAAACCUCCCCAACGUUUAGAGAGACACGUGCCUUCCAGUGUGGUCAGCGUCACGACCCAGACCUGUAAACCAGGGCCGACCAGCCGCCAUGACGGCGGCGCGGCUCAUCUAUGAAAUGGAGUUGGCGGCCGAUGUGGCGCCUAAAAAGAAAAGAAAAAAAAAAAGUCGUCUGGAGCUGUAAAAACGGAGCGGCUCAGUAGAAAAGAGCUCCGGCGGUGGAGCCGGCCGGGUCUCCAGUGGACCUUCCUGACCUGACAGUGCAUGACAUGUUUUACUUUGGGUUUCGCCGUAGAUUUUUGGGCACUUUAAAUUAUAACAUGUGCUUAAGUUGUGUUAUUUUAAGUAUACGAAUAUAUAUAAAUGGAUAUAUAUCAGUGUUACUUUGUCUCACUUCCUCUCACCGACACCAGAAACUUUAAUUUCACAGGAAACGGUUUUCAUAACAGGAGCAACACACCAGGAAACUUCAUUUUUUCUUCUUAAAGUAGAAGUUCAUGCUUUUCUUACUGGUACCAUGGUGUCGGUUUGUCGCUUCCUGUCAGGAGCUUUGCUUUCACGGACUGCAGUGCGUCGACACGUGAAAGCAAACCUGUCCAAAAUAAGGAGUUGCCCUGUAUAGUUUAAAAAAAGAAGAAAUUCGAUGGAAAAAAUAAGGGAGGGUGACAUACUGUAUAUACUGAUGUCAUUAUUUGUCUGAGAAACACAAAAAAAAAACCGGUUUGUACUAUUGUUUCGAAUGUGCACUUACCCUGAUAUCUCCUAAUCUUUGUUCCUUUGCUGGUUCUUAUCGGUUGGAUGCGAGAGCUCUGGAUAAUAAACGUACUGUGUGGAAACAUGGACGCAGCUUUCAUUACGACUCGGGAAAGCAGAAAUCAAACCGCCGGAUGUUACCAGAAAACGCACAAAGCCUCGGAGUGGUCGUUCUACCCAAACACUCGAUUCAGCCUCAGAGGUCACCAAGAACCUGCAAAUUUUAAAAAAAGUGAAUUAGACGUUUUAAGAUGGUUUUUUGUGUUUUAAGUUUGGAUGUGUUAAAGCUGAAACCUCUUAAAGUCGUCUUUGGACCGGCUUGAAUUUGACGUGAACAUCGGUUUCAGGCUCCUGCCGUUGCUAACGCUAACAGUUAGCGGGUCUUAGCAUCGAAGCCGUCCUGAGCGAGUUGGAACUGCAGCUCGUCAGUUACUCUACAUUUACUCAACGUUCAGCUCGACUGUCUGCAUGAAGGCUUCGCGCUAAGCUAAGCUAAGCUAGGCUAGGCUAACCUUCCCUCGAUUACCCUUUUUGUUUUCCUCUCCAGAGUUUUUUUCAGUGGUGAAUUUUCCCUUUUGAGUCCAGACUUUUGCAUAUCGGUUCCUGAACUUGUCGACUUUUUAAAUGUACAGAGACCCGAGUACGGACUAACCCAGCUUCUUUCCCUCCGUCAGCGAGGCGUUGAGCAGUCGGCCUUGUCACCUAGAUUCCCCUAACCUCUUUUUACUUCUGCUGUAAAAUAAUCUCACAAGGUAAAACCCGUCGAGGUGUCGGUAGCGAGAGUCGUCGAUUCCCCCCCCCGGGACUGGCGGGAAGAUAAAUUAAAAAAAAAAAAAAAAAAAAGAAGAAGAUAAAUCUUUGUACAUGUUUGAAGAGGCUGGAAGGUGUUUUCCAGACUCUACCUUCACAGAGACCUUGAAAUACUUUGUAACUGUGGCUGUGCUUCAACCUGCUUGUUGGUGUAUUAUAUUGUGCAUCCUAACACCGGGUACAGAGUAGCUGUUUCCUCCUGCCGGCGGCCCGGUCCGUCUUCAGUAGGCUCUAGGAUGGACGUCGCUAGUGAGGCGGUAACGUGAAGCCAAGGCUUGUACCAUAGUGGAUAAUGUACAUUUAAAAAAACAGUGCGAUAGCGAAGAGGGUUGCUGCAUGCUGAGCGGAUGGAGUCUUUGAAGAAAAUGGCGCCGAGGAAGCGUUUUACUCGCGAGUCUCUUAUAACUUACUGGUCGUGACAUUUUUACCCAGCUCUGCUGUUUUUCUGGCGACCUGCCUGGGGAUGCGUGGGAAUGUUCCCGGUCUCCUGCAGACGAUCAGAACGUUCGUGAACCAUUUGGCGUCCCAAAACAAAGCUCCAGACCGAUGAGGGGAUUUCUGGAGGAGCCUCUCGAUAUCCAGAACCAAACGUGACGAAAGAACAAGUCCUCAAGCAGAAACACUCCAGAGAACUCUAGAGGUGAGACGGACUGUCGAUUCAGUUUUCUGUCCGUCUGCGCCUUUGCUCGCUCGAACAUUGGAACAGAAGUAGAACGGCGACGAGAAGCUAACGGCUUUGAGCAGUAGAAACUCUGGAUGAGGCCGUUUCUGAUCGGACCGCCGACGUUUAGAAGGGGAACGUUUCGGGGUCGACGUCCCUCAAGAAGUGUGACGCGCCGACCCGAUCGUGUCUGCAAACCUCGGUUUUUGACUCGCUACACCCUGAAGAGACGCUCCGUAAACACCGUGAAACACUGUAUAUGUCAAACGCACGCGGAACCCCGGUGAAUUCACGCCCCACGCCGCCGCCGCCGGGCGUCACGCCGGGGUCGCGGGGCGGUUUGCCGAGGGGAAACCGCCGCCGGCGUCGGCAGACGUUCAUUUGCAGAAUGUAAAUAACUUCAACGAAUACUAACUAGACACACGGCGGGCGGUUCUACAAUAGAGUGCCAGAGAGAGAAGACGCAGAGAAUCUGUAGAUACUUAAACCAGGGUAGUCAAAA
Salarias fasciatus (jewelled blenny) is the source of this 6590-nucleotide messenger RNA. RefSeq names its product fragile X messenger ribonucleoprotein 1 (gene fmr1). The record is from RefSeq and is a predicted model, not a curated record. Bases 381 to 2234 code for a protein of 617 amino acids. Gene Ontology annotation, biological process: mRNA transport; positive regulation of long-term neuronal synaptic plasticity; animal organ development. Gene Ontology annotation, molecular function: translation regulator activity; mRNA 3'-UTR binding. Gene Ontology annotation, cellular component: neuron projection; nucleus; cytoplasmic stress granule. The transcript has 15 exons. NCBI's taxonomy places the organism in Eukaryota, Metazoa, Chordata, Actinopteri, Blenniiformes, Blenniidae.